Messenger RNA from Gracilinanus agilis (Agile Gracile Mouse Opossum), 1614 nucleotides. It is a transcript of the gene CDC37L1, whose product is annotated as cell division cycle 37 like 1. Gene Ontology annotation, biological process: protein stabilization; protein folding. Lineage: Eukaryota; Metazoa; Chordata; Mammalia; Didelphimorphia; Didelphidae. The coding region runs from base 62 to 1075 and encodes 337 amino acids. Gene Ontology annotation, cellular component: cytoplasm. The record is from RefSeq and is a predicted model, not a curated record. The transcript has 7 exons. Gene Ontology annotation, molecular function: heat shock protein binding; protein-folding chaperone binding.
GUUCCGGUCCGCCGGGAGGCCGUUGAAGGUGGCGGUUUGCCGGGCGGGGGGGAGCGGGGCUAUGGAGCGGCCGUGGCCGCCGCCUGGACCCUGGAACCUCCCCCGGGACGGCGGGGAGGCUGACGAGGAGACGGAGCUAGAUGUGUCUCCUGGCUCCUCCCGCUUCCCGCAGCCACCUAGCGACAGCCCCCAGAUGUAUAGCCAAGGGAUCGAACUGGCUUGCCAAAAGCAGAAAGAGUUUGUGAAAAGCUCUGUAGCGUGCAAAUGGAAUCUAGCUGAAGCUCAGCAAAAACUUGGUAGCUUAGCACUGCAUAACUCUGAGUCCCUGGAUCAGGAACAUGCCAAAGCACAAACAGCAGUGUCAGAACUGAGGCAAAGGGAAGAAGAGUGGAGACAAAAAGAAGAAGCUCUUGUACAGCGAGAGAGAAUGUGUUUGUGGAACAUGGAUGCCAUUAGCAAGGAUGUUUUUAAUAAGAGUUUUAUUAAUCAAGAUAAAAGUAAAGAAAUAGAAGAUGAAGAUAAAUCCAAAUCAUUUAUGCAGAAAUAUGAGCAAAAGAUUAGACAUUUUGGUAUGCUAAGUCGAUGGGAUGAUAGUCAGAGAUUCUUGUCUGACCAGCCAUACCUUGUGUGUGAAGAAACCGCUAAGUAUCUCAUCUUGUGGUGUUUUCAUCUAGAAGCUGAACAGAAAGGGGCUCUAAUGGAACAAGUAGCACAUCAAGCCGUCGUAAUGCAGUUUAUUAUGGAAAUGGCCAAAAACUGUAACGUGGAUCCACGAGGGUGUUUUCGUUUAUUUUUCCAGAAAGCCAAAGCUGAGGAAGAGGGUUAUUUUGAAGCCUUCAAAAAUGAACUUGAAGCGUUUAAGUCAAGAGUAAGACUCUAUUCUCAAUCACAAAGUUUUCAACCUAUGUCAGUUCAGAAUCAUGUUCCCCACAUCGGUGUUGGAUCUAUAGGUGUAUUAGAAUCCUUACCACAGAAUCCAGAUUAUCUUCAGUAUUGUGCAAAUACAGCGCUCUGCAGCUUAAACUCGGUGGUUCAUAAAGAUGAUGAUGAACCAAAAAUGAUGGACACUGUAUAGUUCGGUUAAGACUGCUGAGGCCAAGUGCUAUUUUAUUACAAGAAAGGAAGAACUUGGCUAUUUUCUUGACACUUUUAUGGGUGCUGCACUUUAUUUUUGUUUGGUUUUUGAUGGGAGGGGAAGAGUACUGAAACAUCUUGUAAUUUUUUUUUCUCUUUUUUUGGAAAAUAUGCUGCUAGGUUUUUUGUUUUGUUUUUGUCUUUGGGGGGGUGUUUUUUUUUUCUUGGAGGGAGGAGAGGUACACCAUAUGUUGCAGGAUGUGAAACUGGACUUUUUUUUUUGGCUACUAAAUUUGCCUUUAAUCUUAUUGUUCUCAAUUUUGGAAUCAAAGUAUGAAAAUCUGCACAAAUACAAUGUUUACAAGAACUGGUUGAUUCUAGGAGGCAUCUGCUACAGUCUCUUUUUAUAUAGACAUUCAUGUCCAAUUCUACAAAGACAAUUAAAGAUAAAAUGUACUUGUAUCAUAUUGCUAACUUAGCUGUCAAAUCUGGUGUUUCAUCAUAUUAAAAGCAAUAAAUCAGUAACUGAUAUCCACUUAA